Lodderomyces beijingensis is the source of this 1812-nucleotide messenger RNA. Lineage: Eukaryota; Fungi; Ascomycota; Pichiomycetes; Serinales; Debaryomycetaceae. The record is from the annotation of a GenBank genome assembly.
AUGGCAGGCCGCCACGAAUAUGAGAGUAACCGGAAUCACCCAGACUCAACAACAUCGAGAAGAAAAUCCAGCGUCAAAGCGCAUCAAUUCACGCAUUCAGACCACCAAAGAAGAGCAUCGGUGGUUUAUGGCUCAGUGGGUAAAGGAGGGCUCUUUGUGCCAUCCGACUUUAUCAAGCCAGAAGACGAGGCUGCCAUAGUCGACUUGACCCCUGGUGAAAACGACCUUCUUUUGGGCGAACACUUGUCUCGCACGGGCCCUAAAUCAAGACGGAAAUCUUAUUUGUUGUCGUUGGCCGAUGAUGACGCCGUGAGCCAAGAACGCGACCUCUUGCAAGCUAACCACAUCGCCAUCGAGGACCCCGCCAGCGACUCCGAGGUGCGCGAUGCCUUUGAAGAAGCCGUGAUUAAGCACCAGAUUGAAACCACGACUCCCUUGAUCGAGCUCCGCACCUUGAUCAAAAACGCGAUCCCUUCAGUGAUCACCUUUUUGCUCCAAUGCUCGCUUUCUACAGUCUCGGUGUUUGCCGUGGGCCACAUUGGCGCGGCGGAGUUGGCGGCGGUGUCGAUGGGGGCCAUGACCGCCAACAUCACCGGCUACGCUACUAUUCAAGGUAUCGCCACCGCGUUGGACACCUUGUGCCCGCAAGCUUUCGGGGCCAAGAGGUACACCCUCGUGGGCGACUAUAUGCAGAAAUGUCUUGCGCUCAUCUUCACCGUGAUGGCGCCCGUGCUUAUAUGCUGGUUAUUUUUCGGGUACGACUUGAUUUGCUUGAUCGUCCCCGAUAAGACCACGGCCCAUUUAUCCGCGGUCUAUCUCCAAUACGUGGCAUUUGGCAUACCUGGAUACAUUGCUUUUGAAUGCGGUAAGCGUUUCUUACAAGCGCAGGGGAUAUAUCAGAUUGGAGCAUACGUGCUCUUGAUCGCCGCGCCCACGAAUUUAGUGAUGAACUUUGCCUUGGUGAAACAAAUGGGCUACAUCGGCGCCCCGAUAUCAGUAGCGAUAAACUACUGGCUCAUGGCGCUUCUCUUGUUCAUCGCCACCGUCUUUUUUGUAAAGCCCCACCAUACGCCCACUGGGAUACACCCUAUGGAAUGCUGGGGUGGCCUCAACAUCAAACGCGCCUUCAGUGGCUGGUCUCGCUUGUGCUCGCUCGCCAUCCCCGGGUUGAUCAUGCUCGAAGCUGAGUUCUUAGCGUUUGAAAUCUUGACUUUGCUCGCGUCGUACAUCGACACCACGUCGCUCGCGGCACAAUCCAUCGGCACAACCAUGGCCUCCUUGACCUACCAAGUGCCGUUCGCCAUCGGUAUCGCGUCAUCGACGCGUAUCGCCAACUUCCUAGGCGCAGGCCUCGCGGAAUCAGCCAAGAUCACCACGCAAGUCUCACUAUCAUUCGGACUCGUGAUCUCGGCGCUCAACUUUUUGGCCUUGUUUGUGUUUCGCCGCCAGAUCGCGUAUGCUUUCACCGACGACGAAGAAGUGAUCGCCACCGUGUUGGGGAUCAUGUGGCUCAUUGCGCUCAUGCAGGUUUCGGACGCCAUCAACGCCAACUCGGCGGGCUGUUUGAGAGGUCAGGGCCAGACGAAGAUUGGCGGUAUCGUCAACUUGGUUAGCUACUAUGUGGUGGGCCUACCCUUGAGUAUAUACUUGACCUUUUUCAGCCCGUGGAAGGGCAAAUUGGCCGGGUUGUGGGUGGGAAGCACGGUAGCGUUGACCAUCAUUGGCGUGGUUCAAAGCUGGUACAGUUUGACUGCUGAUUUCAACAAGUUGUGUGAAUAUGCCAGAAGCCGCACCGGUGACCAUGUCGUUUGA